Messenger RNA from Pseudopipra pipra, 3900 nucleotides. RefSeq names its product G protein-coupled receptor 39 (gene GPR39). The transcript has a single exon. NCBI's taxonomy places the organism in Eukaryota, Metazoa, Chordata, Aves, Passeriformes, Pipridae. The record is from RefSeq and is a predicted model, not a curated record. Gene Ontology annotation, biological process: G protein-coupled receptor signaling pathway. Gene Ontology annotation, cellular component: membrane. Bases 353 to 1279 code for a protein of 308 amino acids. Gene Ontology annotation, molecular function: G protein-coupled receptor activity.
UGCUUGCAGAGGAAGAAGCAAGCGCUGAAAGCAGAGCAGUUCAUACUGUGAAGGGCUGGAAAACAGGAAAGCUUCAGUCCAUAGAGAAAGGAGGAGGAAAAUCCAAAAGGAGGAAGAGGUGUUUGCCAUAAAGAUAGGUAAGAGCUGAAACACUUUCCCGUUCGACUUACUGACUCAGAGGGUUGCUAACAAACCCCACAGGUGUGGCCAGGUGACACACAUUAUACCUGACUGCUCGGACAUGUGCGUCUCCGUGAGAGGGGCAAAGCGAGAAAGAACCUGUUUGCUGUGAAUUUGAACAUCAGAGAAGGCAGGAGGGCACUUUGUUCCUCCUCCCUGCCAGGGGCUGCUCAUGGCAGGACAGACAUCCACUUCAGACUGCUCUCAGCUCAUUGACCACAGCCAUGUUCAGGAGUUUGAGGUGGCUCUGUGGAUCAAGAUCACUUCGGCCUUGGUCUACAUCUGCAUCUUUGUUGCGGGCAUCUUGGGCAACAGCAUCACCAUCAAGGCCACCAGGAUCCUGCAGAAGAAGGGCUACUUGCAGAAGGAGGUCACCGACCACAUGGUGAGCCUGGCCUGCUCUGACCUGCUGGUCAUCCUGCUGGGCAUGCCCGUGGAGUUCUUCAGUGCCAUCUGGAGCCCCUUUUCUACCCCCAAUGGCAACAUUGCCUGCAAGCUCUACUACUUCCUCUUUGAAGCCUGCAGUUAUGCCACUGUGCUGCACGUUGCCACCCUCAGCUUUGAGAGGUACAUCGCUAUCUGCCACCCCUUCAAGUUCAAGUCUCUCUCUGGACCCCGCACGGUGAAGCUGCUCAUCGCCUUUGUCUGGGGGACAUCUGUCUUGGUGGCUCUGCCCCUGCUCUUUGCCAUGGGCACAGAAUAUCCCCUGGAAAUCGUCGAGGGCUACCAAAGUACGACGGCCUGUGUCAGACCUACUCCCAGGCACCUCAUACCUGAGCUGAAGUACAACAUGACCAUCUGUACCAGCCUCUCUUCCAAGUUUCCUCUCUUUCAAGCCAGCGUCUUCAGUGCCUUUGCUGUGUACAUCAUAGUGCUGGGAUCUGUCACCUUCAUGUGCCAUAGCAUGAUGAAAGCCCUGAUGAUCCACAAGGAAGGAACUGUGGCAGUGAAGGGAGGACAAAAGCACCAGAAGUAUCUAAGAAAAAGUGAGAGCUCAGAGGGCAAGAGCUCCAGGAGACAGAUCAUUUUUUUCCUGGGUAAGAACCCUGUCCUACUCUGCCUCCCCUCUGUCCUCUGCCCCCUUUCCACAUGGGAAUGAAGCCCAGAAGCCUCCAUUUUAUCUCACCAAGUUCCUCCAAAUGGGGAAUGUAUGGUUGGAGACCAGUACAAAAUGAGGGAUAGGCAAUACUUCUGGUUGCGAGCAUACAUUUUAAAAAACCUGAUGUCUCUCUAUGUUUUUGACACACUCUUUUUGUCAUUAGAACAGGUGGGAGGGAAAAAGAGGGAAAAAUCCAUUCACUGUUUGCUAUUUCUGUUGUCUGAUUAUCCUGCAUGCCUAUGUGCAGCAGUAUGGGUGAUAGCCUGUUGCAGCUUGACCUUUGGGGUAGCAAUAGGCAACGGUUGCCUGGAUAUAAAGUAGCUCUACUUGCAUGUUUUCCCAAUAAAUUACAAAUAUGAGCAUACUUAGUAAGGCUCCUGAUGGGAAGGAAGCCUGUCUUGCAAGAUCUGAAGCUUGUCCCUCUCUGAAGGCAUUUCCCUGUUGAUUCAGGAUGCUCCUUGGAGAGUUCUUAUUUAACCUCAGUAGUUAUGACUGUGUUGCAUCUGAGCAUCAGAGAAGCUGGGCUGGAGAGUUUAUUUGAUAUUUGGUUGCCCUCUUUGAAUUUUUUUCUCUGGUUUUAUUUGAAGGCCUGUAACCUCGAAAUUAUGUUUGAUUCUGAUCUCUGUUGCCACAUUUGUCAGACAAAAACUAAUCAAGCUGUCAUUUCGCCAACUCGGAAUCUUUCUGGGCUGUGAUCCAUGUAGUCUCCAGUCUCCACAUUUGUUGAUGUUCUUAGAGGUGCCCUUAAUCAUGCCCUGGCUGCAUUACUACUAGUUCCUGUUUUGUUGGGUUGCUUAAUAUGAUACUGAAUAUAAUAAAUGAACCACCUAGUGUAAGAAUAUGCAGUAGACCCAGUACUUGUGCAUUGCUUUUUAGUGCUCUGAUUGAUAUUGAAGAGAGGGAAUUGAAACUUGUGGGUCUGUCCACUUCUGCAACUUUAGGUAGAUUAUCUCUUUUAUUAUUUUAUUCCUCUUUUUAAAUUAUUUUUGCUUUCUGAGGAUUCUCUGAUUCCUCCUCUAGUCCUGCUUUUGCCAUGGUCUAUGGCUAGGACAUGAAUGCAGGGUAAGGAGCCCAGGGUGCAGCCAGCCCCUUUCCUGCUGCAGCUGUGUGAGAGCAUGGUGAAAACCUGUCAUUCAGACAAGGCAUAUGACUUGGGUUUGGGACAGGGUGGAGCUGCACACUCCACCAGCAGAGAGCGUGACAAGGGCUUCAAAUGGGAGACGUGACACUCCAGGCUGUACAGAGCCCUUCCUCAUGCUCAGAGUGUACAUCUAAUGAAGAAAUCAUCUCCUUUCACAAGGAGUCUGUUAGUCUAGGGCAAGAGGCCCUGUAUGUGGGUGACUGAAAGGCUCUCAGUAUCCUCAUUCCACUUGAUAGUACUGAUUUCUGGGGUAGAGGCACAGCAGUGUAGCUAAAUAUACCUGUUGCACAAAGCAGAAAAACAGAUCUGCUCUUGAAGUGUUACUUGUGGGUUCCUUAAAUGUCUGUGCCUCUGCAACCCGUUGUAAGUUACCAUUACCACAGCUACAUUAAAGCCCAGUCUAAGAUCCAAAUCCUGGCUAGGUUGAGGGGGGAAGGUAAAUUGCCAUGACUUUUUUUUCCCCUUCUUGAUUAUUGUUCUUCCUUGGUGAUGGCCUAGCAUGGAAUAGGCAGAUGUGCUGCUUGCAGGAAUACUGGAAAGCUAAAUGAAAGCAACUAGUUUGCCCUUUAUCAUGAGGGAAUUUGCCACCAGUAUCUGACACUUCCUCCGUACUCUCAGCUUUUUGGAGGCAGUAGAUACUUCCACAAAUUCCCCCAAAUUAUUUCAGUGGUAAGACUUUAAUACGAGUCUUGCUAAUUUACUUGGCUUUGGGAAUAAAUUAAUAAACUGAGGAGAAAGAAACUCUGGCCUGCAAAGCAAUUUAAUUUGGAGAUUUCAUAAUAGUGAUGCUUUAGGGCAGUUUUAACCCAGAAGAAAUGAACAUAUAAAUUGUUUACAAAUCGCUGAAUUUAAAUAUUGUGAUUUAGAAGUCCUCUUUGUUUUUCAUUUAACAGAUGGGUCAAAUUAAAACAAAUACUUGCACAUUCUCAACAUAUUUCACUUUUAAUGUGAAAUGUAAAUGGCAAUAUACAGCAUCAUGUCUUUGAACAUCUAGCAGCAAUAAAAACAAUUUAGCAUUUUCCUCUAGUUGUUAAAAGUGAUAAGUUCUAUAAAAUGGAGAUUAAAUUCAUAAAUCUCCUGACGAUGAGAAAAAGCUAAUCAGGGGAUGGCACAGGAAGGAUCUAAUGCUUUUUUAGUGUCACGUUUUUGUGUGGCACUUGAGAAUAUUCAUGAAAAUUAAUUGCAAAUGUUGAAAGGGAAAGACCACUUGCCAUAAGCAGUAUUGAUGCUUACAGGAUGGGCUCCAGGUAGGGUGACACCACUGCUGUGGUGGAGGAGGAAGGUGGCAGAGGGACAAGCACCACGGUGCUGGACAGGCUGAGCUCACGUGGGGAAGAGUUUUUGUGUUCAGGGAAGGUGUCUGCAAGGGUCAAAUCUUUCAGCUUAAAGUCCAGAUGGUCUGAUUGGGGAUUUGAAGUCUCUGAUGUAGAGAGAUCAGUUCCUUCUCUUUCUGGCUACCUUGCUGUGCUCAGGGUGGAAA